GAUGUGUUAAUAGAAAGCAUUAAAAAUAUAACAAGUUUACUGGCACGUCCGUAAAAAAUGGUCUCUAAAUAGUCUUAAACUAUUCCCAUGACGUGCUGUGCAGAUCGCAAUUGAAAUUUUCCAUGCUCAACCGCCGUGAAACAUGCAAUAAUGUCUAGCAGUAGUAAUGUCCCGUCUUCAUGCUAUAUCGUAGCACGAUCCGGUGCUAUAGUUUGCUCAUAUCUUUGCCAAGUGCUUUUUCUUUGGUUAACGAUUUUCCGAUCAGAUCCGUUCGCUAUUCGGCACGAGCCACCAAAACGCACCAUCCGACGUCUCGUCGAUUCGCAAUCGAUUUUCCUUCCCAUUUACCCACUUACCGUCCUUGUCGCACUCUUGCUAGCGCGCUCUCUCGCUCUCUCUCUCUCUCUCGGUCGUGCUUUCCUCUCCGCUGGAGAAAACACACCCUUUCAGCGAGAUUCACAAUCCCGCUGUUCACCUAGUUAUGUGCAUCAAACCAAACUCCACCGCGUACCCACAGGUCGGUUCACAUAUUCGCUCCAAUUCUUUUUUUGACUCCAUUUUUUCCCCAAAUUCUUAACCGUACGUACCAGUUGUGUCGCAAGGGGGGUUUGCAGUUUUGCCCUCCGAGUAGAGGAGCAUACUACUACGCAGGCGAAACACCUUCGCUGUCGAUGCUAAACAACAGCAUGCUAUGUUUGAUAACUUGAAGGCAGCCCGAACGAGUCCGCUUCAGCUGGGUGGGUGGUAUCCAUGCAUGUAAAAGCGAGAUGCAACAAUGCGAGAAAGAAGAAAAAAUCUUUACCAUUAACAUCACUCCUUAUCGUUGUCUCACUUUCUCGCUAUCGCUAUCUCGCUCAUGCCUUCUACUUCAAGCUCUUGUUUGGUUGUUGUUUUUUUUAAUUCUUGUACGCAGUAAAAGAAACCUUUCGAAUGGUGAAAAUGGCUGGAAAUCUCUCAACCCAAGCUUGUAACACUUUGCAAAUUCUUUGAAACACAAAUUUUCGGUUAAGUUUUCUUCAAUGGUUUCCACGCAUUUUCCUCUCGCUCACCUCUUGCCAUAAGCGAUGGAGGUGCCUGGUGGCGUAUAGAACAAGCACCGCCACCGGUUCGUCUGUACCCCUCCUGCGUUAACACCAAUGAAACUUUUUGGCUGUGAUGAUUCACAAGUGCCAUUUUCCAUUUCGUCUUCAACAAGUUUUACGCACUUUGCUUUGUUAUGAGGCACAGUUUUGGCAAAAUGUCGGCGUGGGUGUGAGGAGUUUUGUUUUACUCCCGGGCGUCAAGUUGUAACUUGUCGCACAUUUGAUGGAAAAUUUUGUUCCAUUGUAGUAUUGAUAACAUUACAUAAUUGGAAAUGUAUUUCGAACAGAAUCAAGCAAAACCCGGACGAACUAUGUCCUUUUAUGGGUAGCAUCACAAGUUUCGUUUGCAAAUAACGUCGUACGUUGUCUUCCCGAUUUUGCAUGCAUAAAUGCUUAUUACCACACAACUACAGCAACCAAAAACAAAACAGAACGUUAUUUGCUGGAAUUGCAAAGGUUUCGCAAUCUCGUCGCAAAAAAAAAUAAAGCAAAGCACAAAAAUCACAUUCUCAAACACGGUUUCUAUACUUGCCGUACACUCGCACAGGAAAACAAUGUUAGCAGGAAAAAGAAUGCUAAAAAACAGACACACACACCGAAGCAUUACUGCUGCCGGCAAAUGCGGAUAGCGCACAUGUUCAUGCCGUGAUCCAGAAGCAAUGAUGCGCGCGUCAAAUCGUGCGUCUUGCGUCGAUCGUUUCCGCGCGCUGAUCAUGUUUGUCGAUCGUUUUACCUCAUUACACUCGCGAACGCGAACCAAACAAACACACACACACACACCGGUGCGAUACCGGCAUUUCUUUUUUUACCCACAUUUAGGGCUGACGACAACUGAGAAUGUGGUUGUUAUUGUAAUGCAAAACAAAAAAAAAUCUACAUACACCACUUUUGCACACAUCUGUAUGAUUGGGUGUUGAUAUUUAUGUUUGACUCGUGAAAGGAAUUCCCUUUAAUCGGCAAACGGGCCGAUAAUUCUGCCGGAGAUUUGAUUAAAUCAUCCCUCGGUGGAAGACAGAAUGGACGAUGGAAGCAUACCACGGUUUGAAGGUGUGAGAGCGUGAUGGAGAGCGCACGCACCAGCACGUGCUCUUUGUGCGCUGGUGGGGAUCCAACCAAAGAUCAUAGUUGGCAGUGACGCGGUAAUUCUGGCAGCCUCUUGUCAAAAUGUCACCACUGAAGACUACACAUCUAGAGCCUUUUUAGUACCACCCAUUUGCUCUAGUUUUAAAAUAUUUUGUUUUGUUCUGUUUUGUUGUUUUUUUUCAUGUCUUUUAUUCCCAUUUCACUCUAGCGGUGGAACGAUACUGAUAUACCUGACGUAUCACAACACAUUGUACCGGUCUAUCCACAAUUUGUACGUUUGUUCGCUCGACGAAAUUGUUGGACAUUCGAUCUCGACAUCAUUUUGUUUACGUGCAUCCAAUAGCAGGCAGCAUCCGCAAACCCCGUGCUUCCGUGACUUACAACUGUGUGGUUGUGUUUGUGUGUAUGUGCGUCCGUGUGCUUGGUUUUAUUAUUAUUUUUUGCAUUCUUAUUCUACGUUCGCUCCCGGGUUUUUGGUUUGUUUAGUUUAAGCGCAGAACACACACGCUCGUUAAUAGGAUGACUGAUGAGGAAGGUGUGAAGAAUGGGACGAAAGCGAGGAAGCACGCGAGAGGAUGCGGGGAAUGGUCCCAUACAAGGGUGAAGAUAGUGGUGGGAGACUGUGUGCAAUGUCAAGCUGGUUGGUGUUGGUGGUGUGCGGGAUGGACAGUGACGCAGUGCCCCGACCGCUAAAAUCGUUUACCUACGUCAAUCGGGAACGGAAUCGCGCGCCGUUACCAUUCGUCAGUCCGCAGCGCGCGCAAAGAGAGUAGUUGGUACCGUCGCACGUGUGUGUGUGUGUGUGUACACCGCGUAGAAGAAGAAAGACGUCGAAUGGGGAGCAAACAUACCCGCACCCGCACACGUACAUGCCGUGCUGUCCCCUUCUCCCACCCCCAGCGGCACAUACAGACGGUGUUUUAGCGUGGUACGGUGAUGGGUCUUCCGCCGAAAACGCCGGAAUAAUGGAACACAUCUGCAAACGGUGAAGUUGACUACGUUUGAAACGUUGCCCAUUUUUUGACAUGCCAAGGAUUUAACGAAGCGACACAAAGCCUGGGAACUAUCGAGUAACCGAAAAUCCAAAUUUUCGUUCGCUGUAGGGCUUCACGGCCCGAACCUAACCCCCGGCGGUGAAAGUGUGCGGUACAGAAUCGAUACACCGUUAAGUACGUGGUGGAAUCAACGCCUGACAGGAGCCACCAAAAACCCCGACCGCCAUCAACCCGGGGCGGAACUAGUAGACGGGCGAGACGAGACCGAUGGGCGAAUAUGGCACACUGGACACAAACACUAUCACCAGCAGUAGCAGUGCGUCCUCACUUACGUCAAUUCUGAUGCCGAUGCCGAUGUCGAUGGCAGCAGCCCCACCCACCUCCGCAGCAGCAAUGUCGGUAACCGCUGCCGGUAAACCGACUCCAUCUUGUUCCUCCUCAAUCUCGUCGGCACCGACCGGCGGUGCGCCAUCCGUGGCAAUGGUACUGGCGGCCGCAACAGCAGCAGCGAACACCACUACAACGAACCAAAUGCCGUGCAAUCACGUCCAAACCUCAGCGUCCUCGUCGUCGGUAGAAUCUGACAGCUACCAUUUUUAUCACAAAUCCGGCGCCGGAAACGGUGGAAGUAACGGUAUGCCAGGGGUCGGCGGUACAACCGGCACCAGUUCUAGCAGUGGCCAUCAUCAUAACGGUACCGGCAGUACAGUGAAGGGCAGCGGGAGAGUUGGUACGGGUCACGAAAGUACGUCAUCAGCUGGUAUGCCACGACCGUCGGUGGUAGCCGGUGGUGGCACCGGUAAUAACAGCAGCGCGGGCGGUGGUGGUGGUGGUAGCGGACGCGUUAAGUGCAAGGAUCCGAUACGUGUCGGUUUCUAUGAAAUUGAGAAAACGAUCGGCAAGGGUAACUUUGCCGUGGUUAAACUGGCACGCCAUCGAAUUACCAAAAACGAGGUAGCAAUUAAAAUUAUUGACAAAUCCCAGCUUGAUCCUGGCAACCUGCAGAAGGUGUACCGCGAGGUUGAGAUUAUGAAGCGCUUAGACCACCCGCACGUCAUUAAAUUGUACCAGGUUAUGGAAACUCAGAGCAUGAUUUACAUAGUCUCGGAGUAUGCUAGUCAAGGUGAAAUUUUUGAUUACAUCGCAAAGUAUGGACGACUUAAUGAACGCGCAGCUAGAAAUAAGUUUUGGCAGAUCUUAUCCGCCGUAGAAUAUUGUCACAAUAAGGGAAUAGUACACAGAGAUCUUAAGGCUGAGAAUCUAUUGCUAGAUUCUAAGAUGGACAUAAAAAUAGCAGACUUUGGGUUUUCCAACUUUUACAAAAAGGGUGAACUACUUGCCACGUGGUGCGGUUCUCCACCCUAUGCUGCCCCGGAGGUGUUUGAGGGUAAGCGCUACACAGGGCCAGAAAUCGACAUAUGGUCAUUGGGAGUGGUGCUGUACGUGCUGGUAUGCGGCGCCUUGCCUUUCGACGGAUCAACGCUACAGUCGCUUCGUGAUCGCGUACUGUCUGGCCGUUUUAGGAUUCCGUUUUUCAUGAGCUCGGACUGUGAAUCGCUCAUACGGAAGAUGCUCGUACUGGAUCCUUCGCGGCGAUUCUCAAUCGACCAAAUCAAGCGACACCGUUGGAUGAUGGUGGAACUUAUCGACACGCCGAAGAUUAGCAGUAUCGUCAUUAAUGGUAAUGUCAGUGAAGUUAGUGCACUUGAGACGGAACCGAAUGAACAGAUAUUGAAGAUCAUGCAGAACUUGGGAAUUGAUAUUCUCAAAACGAGGGAGAGCCUGAAGCUUCAUAGCUACGAUCACUACACAGCUUUCUAUCUGUUACUUUUGGAAAGACUGAAAAGCCGCACGAUGUCACAUGAGAGUGGGAACGCUGUCGCCGGUUGCAUUGGUGGUGGAAAAUCGGCUAUCCAUGAAACGCAACGCCGCCGUCCGAGUAACGUUGCCGAACAGGCAAUGCGAAAACUUGCGAUCAGUACACAACACAAGGCUGACCAAUCAGGUUCCUCGCCGAAACAUCAGCAACAAAUCUCACCCGCAAUAUCAUCCGGUUUGAGUAACCAAAGUUCGGAAACGCUGCACGGUUUGCUUAGCGCACAAGUGGGCUCAGGCGUAACCGGUGGGCUUCCGACAAUGUCAACCGGUGUUAUAAUGCUGAGAGAUACGAGCAUCCGCGAGCAGCAACCGGUGCUGAAGGAUAGCUCCUACUUUCGGGGUGUAUCUUAUACAUCCAGUUCCGGUUUUACGGAUGCAUCGCUCUACCAGCUGGCAUCGUUACGGGAGCGAGAUUGUAGCUCCACAUAUCUUACUGGACCCGGUACGGUCGGGUUGCUACCCUCAUCGUUGUCAUCGAAUGUAGCCGCCACCCUGGCAGCAUCGGCAACGUCACGAGAAAGUAGCUCAAUAGUACUGCGUGAGUCGGGCAUUUUGUCCAAUCGGAUCUCCUCGACGCGGUUGCUGUCGAGCAACAUCGACAAGCGCAUUUUGCAGCAAAGUACGGAAGACUGUCGACGGUUGCUGCAGCAGGCUCGUCCCGUGUCGAUGGGUGAAUCAAACCGAUAUACGAAACCACCGUCCCAUUCACCGGUGAACAAUGAUCUCCAUCAAGCGUCUCAGCCUCAACAGUCUACGGUCACGUCGUCAAUACCCCAGUCGCAACGCUACUCGGAUCCGCUGAAUGGCUUCAGCAAGGACUAUCUAACCAACACAUCGUCCGGAACGAAUGAAACGUCGAUCACCGUACCACCGUUCAAGGAUUACAUCAACAAUAUGCAAACCUAUUCGUACCUUCAGCAUUACGAACCCAACUUGACGGUUACCAGCGCUUCAGCGAGUGGUCAUACAGUACCACAAACUACAUCCAUUACGGCACAAUACAGCUCGAGCACCGACGAAGGAUGUGAGACAGAUCUUGGAGACGAAGAUGUUCAACAAUCAAUCGACAAGUCAAUUCAGCGGCUCAAUUCUUUCGCCAGCUCUAGUUCGUCGAGUGGCGUCGUGACCAAUAUUCAUCCGAAGAGCUUAAGUCAAAAUUUGAGCUGCGAUUCAUCGCGCAGUAACUUUUCAACCUUCGAAAGCUUAGAUCUCAAUCUAUCCGAUUGUGCAGAGCUGGCGGGCAGCUUACCAUCCUGUACGGCCACAACGGAAGCGUAUGAAAGUGUAGCGAAGGAUGAAGCAUCAUUUCGUGCCGUUACGAGUGCGGCCUGUAUCAAUCAACAGCAGUGUGUGUACGCCAUGUCGGAUAAGGUGGUUAGUUCGUUCCUGCGAGCCAACACGGUGUACCAGGAUGUGCAUAAUGGUGACCAUCGCAGUAUUACCCGUUCGCCCGUUGAUUUUCGAGAGGGUCGACGUGCCAGUGAUGGGCUUGUUACCCAAGGUCUUGUGCACGCAUCGGAAAAUCCGCUCAAUUCUCCGGUAGCGUUCAAUAGCCAGCGAUUGAAUGAGACGUGCAAGGCAAAGGGUGUACUGGAGCUACAUCUGCUUCAAAAGGAAGCUGCACAGUUGAAGGUGAAGUACCAGGCAAACGUUCCACAGGAUGAGCUCAACGUGCGCCAGCUGCAGCACAGCCAGUUCCGGGUGAAUCCGCUCGAGGGGCUCAUCUUGAAAUCAUUGUCGACAUCAUCGCACGGUAGUGCGUGCCUUGAAGCUGCGAACGGUGGUAAUGCCGGCUAUUACAACAAGGUCGCCGACUACGUGGGCUUGUCGCUCGGUAUGAAGGCGGCAACGGUGGCGGCUGCAGGUGGCACCGACCAGCAGAUGGGGAAACUCGAUGCCGAACAACUAUUGCUGCGGGCAGGCGUCGCUCGCUCGGACCAGCUAAGUGCUGCCGCCGUACAGCAGCUGCAACAGAAGCCUCCGCUGCAGCAGCAGCUAAUGCAGCACCGGUUGCUGCAGCAGAAACGUCAGAUCCUGCAGAAGCAGGGUGCUAUGGAGGCGGGCCUGAGCCGCAGACAGAUGCUGCGGCAGCACAGCUAUAAGAUCGCACAGCAAACGCAAAUACUGCCACCGCUACCAUACGGUGAGAUAGCCGAAUCGGUUGACGGUUCCGGGUAUCCGACGCUGCAAUCUGUACGCGAAACAGCCAUUCUCGAAACGGAACCGACCCAAGGGUUAAAGGAUCCGCUGGAUCUUUACAGUCACCUGCACGCUCACCAUUCACAUAUGCACCAUCAGCAGCAACAGCAGCAGCAGCAACAACAACAGCAGCAACAGCACGGUAUCGGUGCAUCCCACGCCGGUGUACAUUUGACAUCUGAUCGGGGCACACUCUGCUCCUGGAGCACGUUACCGAGUUCGAUGAAAACGUGCCAAAUAAGCGAAGGAACAUCCGCCACAGACAGUCCAUGGAAUGUGGCUGCACUCUAUCACCAGAAUGUACCGCCCGGCCCGUUAUAUUCCACAUCGCAAUGGAUCACGCCGCACACGUCCUCGAUCCAGCAUUCAAUGCAACUGCCCCUGAGUGAAAGCCCCAUACCGGAGCUUGCCGAGCAGAUGGAGUCUAUUUGAGCAGUGAGUGUUUGUUUCGCGAAGGAGAGAUCGGGAGUUUUUGGUAAUAGAUCGACGUAAAUGCAAACAGCGAGUGAUUAGAUUUGUGCAUCUGCCUAGCGGGUUGGAUGAGAAAUUCUUACACGAAAAUUAAACGCUAAAAGGAUUAGGAAGUGCUUCAACAGUAUAUUUAACAAAUUGGAUAGAAAAAUCGACCUAGGACAUACAAACAUCUUGGAGUUUCUUCAAGAUAAACUGGACAAUAGCGCAAUGCGUUUGUUUUGCCUAUGGAAUGUUGUUUUACCAGCGGCACACGUUUGCUGAUUGCUACUGAAUCACUUCUUCUGGUAAUAAUACAUUUUUUGCGUGCCCAGCACAGCACAACCAUGGUAUUGCGCCAAAUUACUUUGAAACGAAACAGGCAGCAAGGCAUAUGAAUUAACUGUAACAAGUCAAAACGAGACUGGCUAACGUCAAUUUUAUGAAAUUGAAAUAACGUAAAAAAGGAAGGUGUAAUAGUAACAUUAAUUAGAACGAUACAAUAUGCAAACAAUACAAUUACAAUCAUAUACUCGCAAACAAAAAAAAACGUACACCCCAUAGAGAGGUGCGUGUUAGCACUGUUUCGGUUAUAAUGUAUUUUGAGCAAACAGGCGAUCGAGCUAAUAAACGAUUUAGCAUCCAACUAUUGUACCGCCACGAACUGUAGCUCCGCGACUGAUCAAAUUCACUAACAGGAAUUUCUCUGCGAUAGGUGCGAAUAGCAGCUAUUUAAGGCAUUUUGUAUCGUUUCGGGAAGCGGAUCUCCUUCCGGCGAGAGUAUCAGGUUAGCAGAAUCAUUUCAUCUUUAGUUUUUGGUCAGGUUUUUGCCGGAGAUGGUUGUAAAGCUAGAUGAAUCGAAUCGUUGUUUUACCACAUAAGCUGUUGGAACGUCCCGUUUAAUCAUAAAUGCGCAUGGCAGUAAUGUUCAGAAUUUACAUUGCGAUGUGAUACUACGAAUCUAGUCGAUAAAUGAUUGAUAGCGCGUGUGUUCCACUACCGUACCGGAGUGGAAAACUCCUUCUUUAUGGCCAUCACGUGCCGUACUGCUUUAGAAGCGUUCAAAUUGUAUUACAAUGCGUGUUAGUAAAUGUGGCAAUUCGUUAAGAUAAUUUAAUAAUUGUUUGUAAUGUUGAGUUGAUUUUCGUUUUAGAAAAUUUGUACAACUGCUGCCAUUGUCAUGUAAUGUUAGGUUUUAAUUUUCGAUAAGAAGUUGUGUUUUUUUUUUGUAUCGUGCAAGACGAGGAUCAGGGGCGAUUUAAUGGAGUGAAUAAUUAUGAAUAUUUUUUGUUGUUGAA
Messenger RNA from Anopheles funestus (African malaria mosquito), 8985 nucleotides. It is a transcript of the gene Sik2, whose product is annotated as serine/threonine-protein kinase par-1. Gene Ontology annotation, biological process: protein phosphorylation; intracellular signal transduction; microtubule cytoskeleton organization. The transcript has 15 exons. Lineage: Eukaryota; Metazoa; Arthropoda; Insecta; Diptera; Culicidae. Bases 3428 to 7669 code for a protein of 1413 amino acids. Gene Ontology annotation, molecular function: protein serine/threonine kinase activity; ATP binding; tau-protein kinase activity. Gene Ontology annotation, cellular component: cytoplasm. The record is from RefSeq and is a predicted model, not a curated record.